AUGUGUGGAGGUGAUCCAUUGUCAACAUCUCCAUUUAUUGUUGGGACAGUUCUUGGACACCAUCCCAACAGAAAAUUAAGCAAAUAUGAGUCUUCCAAUUUGCAUGCAGAGUCUGUUGCUAAAUGUGUGAAGAUGAAAGCAACAGAAGCUCAGUCAACUGUCCUUCAACAACUGUUACGGAGCCCUGAGUGCAAGGAAAUGGACAGAGAAUACAUGUCUACUUUAAUUACAUCUGCCUUUUUUGUAAUCAGAAAGCAGUGGGCAAUAGAUAGCAUUGGAGAUAUUCUUCAAUUCCUACACAAUCAAAAAUGUCCAAGUGUUUUGAACUUUAUGGCAAAUCAACCAUCAGUGACCUACACAUCAUCAACUUCUGUGAGAGACAUUGUUCUUUCUAUCAACAGUUGCCUUGAGAAAUCACUCCUGGAAACAAUAAGGAAUUCACCAUAUAUAUAUUUACUAGCUGAUGAAUCGACAGAUGAAGCUAACAGAACUCAGUUUGCGGUGCUCAUCAGAUGUUUAGACACAGUGACAGAUAACACCAUCAAAGACCAUUUUUUAGGCAUGGUCAACGUUAAGAAAACAGACGCAGCAACUCUUAUGAGUGAAAUUGAAAGAUUUUUGAUUUCUAAAGAGAUAGACAUAUCAAAAAUUCUUUUUGUUGGAUUUGAUGGGUGUAAUACCAUGAGUGGUGAAAAUACAGGUCUCCAGCGCCGAUUUAGACAUGUGGUGCCUCACAGUUUGUACAUCAAUUGUAGAAGCCAUCGUCUAGCACUGUGCGUCAAACACUUGAUGAAAUAUUUUCCUGUACUAGAGGAUGUAGAUCUUGCUCUUCUGGCCAUCUAUAAGCUGUUUGACAAUUCACCUCAAAAGUUUGCUGUUUUUAAGGAUGUACAAGCUAGUUAUGCAGAAAAAGAGUUGGUCUUAAGACGAGCAGCUGCUACAAGAUGGUUAUCACAUGGAGAUGCAUGCAAGAGAGUCAUUCAAAGAUAUGUUCUGAUUGUUGACACUCUUGAUGAACUCUUAAGUAGAAAGAAGGAGCCAGAAAUAGUUGGUGUACGAGAUUCCAUUACAAACAAGAAUACUGUAGCAGCUAUUCUUGUAUUAUGUGACGUGCUUCAACCAGUUUCCAUCUUCUGCAAGGAUCUGUAG
Saccostrea echinata is the source of this 1149-nucleotide messenger RNA. Its product is annotated as zinc finger protein 862-like. The coding region runs from base 1 to 1149 and encodes 382 amino acids. The record is from RefSeq and is a predicted model, not a curated record. Lineage: Eukaryota; Metazoa; Mollusca; Bivalvia; Ostreida; Ostreidae. The transcript is spliced from 3 exons.